CAGUGCACAACCCGGCUGCGUGGAGCGUGCGUCCCCCGCAGCCUGGGGGAAUGGAAGGUGCAGCCAGCAGCGGCUCAGAGUGGCUAAGGCAGUGGGCCGUGCCCAAGUCUCCUCCCUUUGGCUGGUCGCAGGCCCACAAUUCGAGCAUCUCGGAGGCCAUGGCCACCCCGCAGCUUUUCCGAGCGUUCGUGUCUGCUCAGUGGGUGGCGGAGGCUCUGAAGUCCCCGCGCGCCUCGCAGUCGCUGAAGUUACUGGACGCAUCCUGGUACCUGCCCAAGCUGGGCCGCAACGCGCGACUCGAGUUCGAGGAGCGCCACAUCCCCGGCGCCUCCUUCUUUGACAUCGAUCAUUGCAGCGACCAUACGUCGCCGUAUGAUCACAUGCUGCCUAGCGCCGCGCACUUCGCAGACUACGCGGGAAGCCUGGGCGUGGGCUCCACCACGCACGUCGUGAUCUACGAUGGCAGCGACCAGGGCCUCUACUCUGCUCCGCGGGUCUGGUGGAUGUUCCGCGUCUUCGGCCACCGCUCCGUGUCGCUGCUGGAUGGCGGCUUCCGCCACUGGCUGAGCCAGAACCUGCCAGUCAGCUCUGGCAAGAGUCACCCAGAGCCCGCGGAGUUCCACGCACAACUAGAUCCCUCCUUCAUCAAGACUCACGAGAAUAUCCUGGAGAACCUGGAGGCCCGACGCUUCCAGGUGGUGGACGCCCGCGCAGCUGGCCGGUUCCGGGGCACCGAGCCAGAACCCCGAGAUGGCAUCGAACCUGGCCAUAUCCCUGGCUCAGUAAACAUCCCGUUCACUGAAUUCCUGACCAAGGAGGGGCUAGAGAAGAGCCCAGAGGAGAUCCGACGCCUGUUCCAGGAGAAGAAUGUAGACCUGUCCAAGCCCUUGGUAGCCACAUGUGGCUCCGGUGUCACCGCCUGCCAUAUAGCCCUGGGGGCCUUCCUGUGUGGCAAACCCGAUGUGCCUGUCUAUGAUGGCUCCUGGGUAGAGUGGUACAUGCGUGCCAGCCCUGAGCAUAUCAUCUCCGAGGGCCGAGGGAAGACCCAGUGAAGCCAGGCAGGACACGGUACGGCUCAGGUGACAUCUGACCAUCAUGGUGCCAGCCUGGUGGCUCCUACUCUGCUUUGCCAAGAGUCCUUCCUCAGACAACUCAGGAGGUGUUUGGGGUGACAUCCAAGAGACCAGGAAUUCCAGUGACUCAUAGGCACCCAGUUGGAAGUAGCAAAGCAGGAGGCAGUAAGAGGGUACCCAGGGGAGGGAGGGAGGCCAGACAGUAGAACAGCCUGCAUGGUGCUCAGCUGGGCCCCUCCCCAGCUUAUCUCGCUGUUGGAAAAUAAAACGCCAAGCACAAAACUGGUGUGGCUGUGAGAAUGUCUCGGUUUCAUGAGGAGCAGGGGAUUCCUGAACACCCAGCAGAGGUUGUUUUGGUUCCUCCCAGUCUGGAGGAACCAUUGUUGCCUUCAAGUGAUGCUGGGGUCCCAGAGACCCUGUUCCCUGUCAUCUGUAAUCCCAGAGUCCUCCUCUGCCUUCUGGGUUCUUCAUUUGCAUGUUAUUUGCACGUGUAGGAAUGUGCAUGUGUGUCGAGAUGAGAGGACUUUCUCUGCUGUUCCUCAAACACCAUCCACCUUGUUUCUCGAGACAGGGUUUCUCAUUGGUCAAGAACUCACCAAGUAGGCUAGCCUGGCCUGCCAGGGAUCCGCCUGCCUCUAUCCCUACGGUGCUGGUGUGGCGAGCGCACAGCACCGUGGCAAGCACACACCAC
Chionomys nivalis (European snow vole) is the source of this 1764-nucleotide messenger RNA. It is a transcript of the gene Mpst, whose product is annotated as mercaptopyruvate sulfurtransferase. The coding region runs from base 51 to 1052 and encodes 333 amino acids. The transcript has 3 exons. Gene Ontology annotation, cellular component: mitochondrion. Gene Ontology annotation, biological process: transsulfuration. Gene Ontology annotation, molecular function: thiosulfate-cyanide sulfurtransferase activity. NCBI's taxonomy places the organism in Eukaryota, Metazoa, Chordata, Mammalia, Rodentia, Cricetidae. The record is from RefSeq and is a predicted model, not a curated record.